UCGAUAGUACCAAGCGAGUCACAAAGUCCAAUAAUAGCUUUAUUGUCGUUGGUUUGCCUGCCCCGCUUGAACCGCGGCGGCGAUGGAGGCGACCGCCCCCACUCAGGUGACCAGCUCGCUGACGCGCAUCGCCGCCUCCCCUCCGCCGCAUCGCCUCCUCCCCCUCCCCGCGGAGAUGCAGCCUGCCCUCGGACGGAUGCGAUCCCAGCCGCCGCUAGAACCGAGCGAGUGUCUUCAAACAAAGUCGCCGAGACACAAAACCGGCUUAAUAAUCACGUAGAAAGUUAAACCAUUGUUCAUUUUGUGAGAUUAUUCCGCACGACUGCUCUCUUUUGCUCUCCUCCAUCCGUCGCCUCUUCCUCUCACCUCCCCCCGAAACGGGACACCGUACUGGGCAGACGCGAUGAGCGACUCGACGGCAUCCGAUGGAAUGGUGGAGGUCAAACAAGGCACCAAGUACGUCAAGGAGACCGAGAACGUGGCAGAGAAAUACUCGGCCAUGACCGUGAGCAAGAACAGCAGUGACGUGAACAUGAACGUCGGGGAGAUGCCCUCCGCCGCCUUCACGGCCGUCCCCACGCUCAAGUCCGUCAAGAAGAUCCAGUUUGCCAAUACGGAGGACAAGCAGGAGUUCAGCAAAUACCCGACCAAGGCUGGCCGCCGCUCCCUCUCUCGCUCCAUCUCGCAGUCGUCCACGGACAGCUACAGCUCAGCUGCGUCGUACACCGACAGCUCCGACGAUGAAACCACCCCGAGAGACAAAGCUCAGGUCAACACACAGGGCAGCAGCGACUUCUGCGUGAAGAACAUCAAACAGGCCGAGUUUGGCCGCCGUGAGAUUGAGAUUGCCGAACAAGAUAUGUCGGCCCUCAUUUCCCUGAGGAAGCGAGCCCAGGGUGAGAAGCCUCUGGCGGGGGCCAAGGUGGUGGGCUGUACCCACAUCACCGCUCAAACUGCAGUGCUGAUCGAGACUCUGGUGGCUCUGGGGGCUCAGUGUCGCUGGACCGCCUGCAACAUCUACUCCACCCAGAACGAGGUGGCCGCCGCUCUGGCCGAGACAGGAGUGCCCGUGUUUGCCUGGAAGGGCGAGACCGAGGACGACUUCUGGUGGUGCAUCGACCGCUGCGUCAACACGGAGGGCUGGGAGGCCAAUAUGAUUUUGGACGACGGCGGAGACUUGACACACUGGGUUUACAAGAAGUACCCCAACGUGUUCAAGAAAGUGCGAGGCAUCGUUGAGGAGAGCGUCACCGGAGUUCACCGAUUGUACCAGCUGUCGAAAGCCGGCAAGCUGUGCGUCCCGGCGAUGAACGUCAACGACUCGGUCACCAAGCAGAAGUUUGACAACCUCUACUGCUGCCGCGAAUCCAUCCUGGACGGCUUGAAGAGGACCACGGACAUCAUGUUUGGCGGCAAACAAGUGGUGGUGUGCGGCUACGGAGAGGUGGGCAAAGGCUGCUGCACGGCUCUGAAAGCGCUCGGAGCCAUCGUGUGCAUCACUGAGAUUGACCCGAUCUGCGCCCUACAGGCGUGCAUGGACGGCUUCCGAGUGGUCAAACUGGGCGAGGUCAUCCGGCAGAUGGAUGUGGUCAUCACUUGCACUGGCAACAAGAACGUCGUCACCAGAGAGCAACUGGAUCGCAUGAAGAAUGGCUGCGUGGUGUGCAACAUGGGCCACUCCAACACGGAGAUUGACGUGGCCAGCCUACGCAGCCACGAGCUGACCUGGGAGAGGGUCCGCUCGCAGGUGGACCACAUCAUCUGGCCCGACGGCAAGAGGGUUGUGCUUCUGGCCGAGGGUCGCCUGCUGAACCUGAGCUGCUCCACGGUGCCCACCUUCGUGUUGUCCAUCACGGCGACCACUCAGGCUCUGGCCUUAAUCGAGUUGUUCAACGCCCCGGAGGGACGUUACAAGCAGGACGUGUAUCUCCUGCCGAAGAAAAUGGACGAGUACGUGGCCAGUUUGCAUCUCGCCAACUUUGACGCUCACCUCACGGAGCUCUCUGACGAGCAGGCCAAGUACAUGGGCCUCAACAAGAACGGACCCUUCAAGCCCAACUAUUACAGGUAUUAAUGGGGAGGCCUCGCUGACGUUAUCCUGAAAUGAACAGAGAUAUCUAUUUUAUUCGAUAAAUUGCCACACAAUGGAGGACUUAUUUUACCGAUGUAAGCGACAUAGUAGGGCAGGCAUAGCUUGAAAAAAUGUAUUGCAUAAUCAGCCAGCAUGUUUGUUUUGUCAAAUAUUUACACAAAAGGUCAUUUGGAUGCACUGUUAGGAACCGCAGCUUUUUCUUUUCUUUUUUUUUUUUUUUAAAUGCACGGUGCCAAAAAUGAAGGCCGUAAGAAUGAAAGCCGGCCAGUGAGAUGAAAUAUUGAGUGCGAUCUACAUUCCGCUUGUUCGCGAUACCCGAGCGACGUUUCCUUUUUGUGUGGUCAGAUUCCUGCUGAAUUUUAUUGCUCUGCUCUCAAAUGUAUCCCCCAGUCACUCGGCAAUGGAUAAAAUGCGUGAGAAUUCAAUCAGAAAAAAAUGGUGGAGCAACACACGUAGACAGACAAAAUGCCUCAUUUACCGUCAGAGUCAUCAACUCGACAUUCAUAAUCAAGAGCCAAUAAGGAGAGGCGACACUCGAUUCUGGUACCAAAUCACUCGAGAGGGUUGGGGGGGGGGGGGGACAAGUGAAAAUGUGUGUACGUGAUUGAAAAUGACACACGUGUGUGCGAUCGUCAGGGAAAACUUCCAAGUAAGCUGCAGCUGGUGUUGACAGCGCCACCCGUGCCCGACCUUGCUCUUGUUUUGUCUUAUUACCGUAUCUCUUUCCAACCACAUUCUCGGAAAGGUGGUUGUGUCCCCUUAACUUUCACACGGUGCACUAAGCAUUCUUUAUUAUAAGUAUGAGCAUGACUUUAUCAAGAGCAUAAUCGAUUCACCAUGAUUAAUUGUAUGAUUCCGAAACCGUAAAAUAUAUAUAAUUCCGACAUUCAUAACCGAUGCUAGUAUGCUAGGCUAAUUUUCAUUGAUUCUGAAUGAAUGAGCUCUUCCCUCAGUGAUCAGGUUAACGCCGUCUGAAUUUCCAACGUGUCAAUAUUUGAAUCAGCUUUACUGUUGGGG
This is a messenger RNA of Hippocampus zosterae (dwarf seahorse), 3109 nucleotides long. It is a transcript of the gene ahcyl1, whose product is annotated as adenosylhomocysteinase-like 1. Gene Ontology annotation, cellular component: cytosol. The transcript is spliced from 17 exons. The record is from RefSeq and is a predicted model, not a curated record. NCBI's taxonomy places the organism in Eukaryota, Metazoa, Chordata, Actinopteri, Syngnathiformes, Syngnathidae. Bases 404 to 2074 code for a protein of 556 amino acids. Gene Ontology annotation, biological process: L-methionine cycle.